GAAUUUGCAGAGGUGGCAUUGAGAGGUGUUGUAUUUGGGUUUGGACUUGUUUCCGCUCUUCUUAUUGCAACUGAUUCACAAGUGAGGACCAUCUUCUCUGUGGAGAAGAAGGCAAGGUUUACUGACAUGAAGGCCUUGGUGUUUUUGGUGGUGGCUAAUGGGUUGGCAGUAGUGUAUAGUUUGAUACAAGGAUUUAGAUGUAUUAUGAACAUGGUCAAAGGGGGCAUGUUAUUAAGCAAGCCAUUGGCUUGGGCAAUCUUCUCUUGUGAUCAGAUAAUGGCGUAUGUGACGGUGGCGGCUGUGGCUGCGGCGGCGCAGACGGCGGUGCUUGGAGACCUUGGCCAGAGACAACUACAAUGGAUGAAGAUAUGUAAUUUGUAUGGAAAGUUUUGCAACAAAGUUGGCGAAGGAAUUGUAAUUGCAUUUCUUGUGAGUUUGAGCAUGCAAUGCUUGUCUUGCAUCUCUGCCUUCAAACUCUUCAGACUCUAUAACAACAUCAACAAAUAGAAGAACUAAUGGCUCAUGUAUGUUUAGGUAAUAUGUAUUGAAAUUUUAUCAAAGUACAUAAUGGUACUUAAUUAGAGUAAAAAAAAUAUUUAUUUUGAUUCUUCUUCA
Molecule: messenger RNA, 615 nt
Organism: Dioscorea cayenensis subsp. rotundata (Guinea yam)
Lineage: Eukaryota; Viridiplantae; Streptophyta; Magnoliopsida; Dioscoreales; Dioscoreaceae
Product: CASP-like protein 2B1
Exons: 3
Source: RefSeq, a predicted model, not a curated record